Messenger RNA from Gossypium raimondii (Peruvian cotton), 2206 nucleotides. RefSeq lists its product as uncharacterized. Gene Ontology annotation, molecular function: dGTPase activity. Gene Ontology annotation, cellular component: nucleus. The record is from RefSeq and is a predicted model, not a curated record. Gene Ontology annotation, biological process: dGTP catabolic process. The transcript is spliced from 18 exons. Lineage: Eukaryota; Viridiplantae; Streptophyta; Magnoliopsida; Malvales; Malvaceae. The coding region runs from base 383 to 1951 and encodes 522 amino acids.
AUUUUUUAUAUUUUAAAAGAUGGGAAUUUAUCAUUCAAAUGAUUGGAUAGUGAGAUUCACGCGCUGAGUCCCCGAACGUGGUAACGAACAAAUUGCUUUUUUGGCGGUAUCGUUUUCACUUCGCCUCCACUCCAACUUCCCUGCCUGCACUUAUAAUAACCGCUUUCUUCACCCUCUCGCUUCUCAUCUCAUACAUAUUCCCAACUAAGCUGUGAGUAACCAUCUCUCUCUCUCUCUCUCUCUUUGAAACCCUAGCUGUUGAAAGAAAGUGAAUUUGAAUCUCGGAGAUUUUGAAAUUUUCUAUCCUUUUCACAGUUUCCUGAACUCUGUUUUCCCCCGUUUGUAAUUUGCGUUUCCUUGAGAGGUUCCGGCUGUGAGAAGAAUGGGAACGAAUGGGAACGAGGAGGUGACGAGCUUGUACUCGUUGUCCUGCCGUGAUCGACGGUUCUCGAAGCACAUCCAUGACAACGUCCACGGCAACAUCUACCUUGAUCCGGUACUGUUGAUGAUCAAAGUUUUUCUUGAGAUGACUUUCUGUUUACUGUUAAUGCAGUUCUUCUUACAAUUUGUUGACACAGAGCAGUUUCAGAGACUUCGCGAGCUAAAGCAACUUGGUCUAACGCACAUGGUGUACCCUGGAGCUGUUCAUUCUCGCUUUGAGCAUUCUCUGGGAGUUUAUUGGCUGGCUGGUGAAGCUGUUUAUACAGUUCAGGGUCACCAAGGCUCGGAGAUCAACAUUGAACGUAAUGAUAUCAGAACAGUAAAACUUGCUGGACUUCUGCAUGAUGUUGGACAUGGACCAUUCAGCCAUCUGUUUGAGCGCGAGUUUCUUCCCCGGGUUCUUAAUGGAUCUGAAUGGUCUCAUGAGGACAUGUCAGUGAAGAUGAUUGAUUACAUUGUUGAUGCGCACCACAUUGAAAUAGAUGCUGCAAUCCUUAACAAUGUGAAGGAAAUGGUACUUGCUAGCUCAGCAAAUGCUUCACAAAAUACUGUGAAUGAAAAGCGUUUUUUGUAUGACAUUGUUGCAAAUGGUCGAAAUGGGAUAGAUGUUGAUAAAUUUGACUAUAUUGUACGUGACUCUCGUGCUUGUGGCCUUGGCUGCAAUUUUCAGUUUCAAAGGUUACUGGAAACAAUGAGAGUGAUGGGUGAUGAGAUAUGUUACCGGGCCAAGGAUUAUCUGACUGUCCACAAGUUAUUUGCUACUCGAGCUGAUUUACAUAGAACGGUUUAUACGCAUGCUAAAGUAAAGGCAAUAGAACUCAUGGUUGUAGAUGCUUUAACAUUAGCACAUGGUGAACUUAGUAUAUCAGCCUCAAUCCAAGAGCCAGCUAAAUUUUGGAAGUUGGACGAUUCAAUAUUAAGACAAAUUGAAACUUCUGAUAAACAAGAGCUCAAGAAGGCCAGAGAUCUGGUCCUUCGCAUCCGGAGAAGAGAUCUGUACCAGUUCUGUAAUGAGUUCGCUGUUCCAAAGGACAAACAAGAACAUUUCAAGGACAUCACUCCUCAAGAUAUUGUUUGUUCUCAGAAAAAUGGUGACACUCCAUUGAAUGAGGAAGACAUUUCUGUGAGCAUUGUGAAAAUCGACCUGACUCGUGGGAGGAGUAACCCUCUCGAAAGGUAUUUGCGGAAGAACAUAAUGUUUUCAUUGCACUUCUUUUUUCCUUUUCUUGAACAUUGUAACAGAUUUGGUGUGGCUCUCCUUGCAUGUAUUUCCACAUCCAGCAUAAAGUUUUUCCAGGAUUAUGAGAGUGAUUACAAAUUUCCGAUGAGAGAUGAGCGCAUAAGUCACUUGCUGCCUGCAUUUUGUCAAGAUAUGAUUGUCAGAGUAUACUCCAAGAAACCUGAACUGGUAGGAGCAGUUUCUAAGGCCUUUGAAAAUUAUCAGCUAAAGACAUAUGGAAUGAAAGCACAGGUUCAUGAUACUCCUGAGAAGAAGAAACGUCGGGUGUAAACAGUAAUCACCCACUACCUUCAUAUAAAUACAAAUAUAGUACAAUACUCAUUCUAGAAAUGUACAUUACUCUUAUGGCUUGACAGUAUAAAUUUUCCCAUACAACAUUUAAAUACUAAGAAACCUGUUAUGGUAUGCCUUAAAAUUUAACCCAUUUUGACCAAGGCCUCAUCUCUUGUGGAUCAUAUAUGCUUACUGGUAAAAAGAAAAACAAAUCUACACAAAGUUAAUUGGCAGCUGUGCUAUUACCAUGCA